UAACCUCGAAAUGUCGGAAUAACUCCUCGACUGUGUGUUAUGUUGUGUAUUUCGGUUUUCCGACUUGAAAGUUAUCGCGGUUGUUCCCGUUCUCAUCAAUUUCCCGGUCCCAUUCAACGAACCACUCUAGCAUAAUGGCCAAGAAAAAAGAUUCCGAGAAGCACGAAGACGGCCAAAAGGGAAAAUACAACAAGGACGACAACGAUUCGAACGAUUUGGACAACGCGAUUGAUGAUAUUACGGAUGAAGAGUUGCUCGGUGAUGUACUAGCGAAAAAACCGAAAGUAUCCGACGGUGUGGACACGGUUAUCAUUGUUGACGGUGUACCUCAAGUGAAUCCUGAACGAUUUGACAAACUCAAAGUAGUAAUUACAAAAAUUUUUGCGGCUUUUGGAAAAAUUACCAGUGAUUACUACCCAAAGUCGGAAAAUGGCUUCACCAAAGGUUACAUAUUCAUUGAAUACGAAAAACACGAGAGCGCCUUAGAAGCGGUCACUCAAGUUAAUAACUAUAAGUUAGACAAGCAACAUACAUUUUUAAUAAAUCUUUUUUCUGACUAUAAAAAGUAUAAUGACAUACCGGAAAAAUGGGAAUCGCCUACUCCUCAGCCAUUCCCAGAGAGACCUAAUUUACAAUACUUCCUAUCGGAACCAGAUGCAUUUGACCAAUAUUAUGUUUACAAUAUAAAUAAUCAUAUUGAAGUAUGGCUGAAUAGUAAUCCUCAACCAACAAAAUUAGUCGAACGUGAAAAAUGGACUGAAUCUUUAAUAAUGUGGUCACCUCUCGGAACCUAUUUAGCCACUUUACACAAACAAGGUGUUGUGCUUUGGGGUGGACCAAACUUCACCAAUGUUUUGAAGCUCUCUCAUAAAAAUGUUCAAUUUAUUGAUUUUUCUCCUUGUGAACAAUAUCUUGUAGCCUACGCUCCUUUAGACAACGAUGAACAAAAGCUGACUAUUUUUGACAUUCGUACUGGUGCUGAAAAACGAUCUUUUAUUUCCCAGACUCCUGUUGGAGGCCCAGUGCCUAUCUUAAGGUGGUCUAAAGAUGAUAAGUAUUUUGCUCGUAUCGGAGAAAAUACAUUAAGUGUGUAUGAAACGCCGUCAUUUGGCUUGUUAGAUAAAAAAAGUAUCACAGUUAACGGUAUAAGAGAUUUUAGUUGGUCGCCUAGAGAUAACGUUCUCGCUUAUUGGGUAGCCGAAGAUAAGGAUGUUCCAGCUCGUGUAGUUCUACUAGAAAUACCAAGCCGCAAAGAAAUUCGAGCAAACAACUUGUUCAAUGUAGCUGAUUGUAAAAUUCACUGGCAAAAAGCUGGCGAUUACUUGUGCGUCAAAGUUGAUCGUUAUGCGAAAAUAAAGCGAGAAAAAGGAGACGUUAAAUACAGCGGUAUGUACUACAAUUUCGAAAUUUUCCACAUGAGGGAAAAAAACAUACCCGUCGAUAGUGUUGAAAUAAAAGAGCCAAUUCAUGCAUUCGCCUGGGAACCAAUUGGCUCGAAGUUCGCAAUCAUUCACGGUGAACCUAGUAAUAACAGCGUAAGCUUUUACAAUGUCAAAUCUGGUCAGGCUCCAGUGUUGUUAAAAAAAUUAGACAAACACUUCUGCAGUCACCUGUUUUGGUCGCCGGCCGGCCAAUAUAUUGUUAUUGCUGAAAUUCGAGAUUCUGGCGCCUUGGAAUUUGUAGACACUGCCGAUUUCACAACAAUGUGUUCUACAGAACAUUACAAAGCAACCGAUAUCGAAUGGGAUCCCACUGGACGAUUUGUCGCGACGGGUGUCAGCUCCUGGAAAACUAAGGGAGAUUCUGGCUACUGGAUAUGGUCAUUCCAAGGAAGAAUCUUGAACAGGUUCAACACAAACACCUACUGUCAUAUGCAGUGGAGACCGAGACCGCCUACUUUGUUAAGUGCUAAACAACAAAAAGACAUAAAGAAGAGUUUAAAGAAGUAUACAUCUCAAUUUGAAACUAAAGAUAAAUUGCGAAUGACCAAAGCCUCGAAAGAAGUAAUCGAUAAGCGUCGUAAAUUAAUGAAAGACUUUGAAGAAUAUCGUAGUAAACGUUUGGCCGACUGGGCCAAACAAAAAUCUGAAAGAAUGGCCAUCAGAAAUCAUGUCGAUACUGAUGAGCUGAACUACGACCAGAAAAAUGCCGAAGAAGAGAAGGUCGAAUUUUUGGUUAAAGAAGAAGUGACUGUAAUUGAGUAAGCGUUUUUGUAUGUUUUUGAUGUAAACGAAAAUAAUAAAUUUAUCCAAUUGUUUGUUUUUCUUUUCGUAUUUUGGAUAAUUCAAUAAAAUUAUCAAAUCAGCCAUUUUGUCUAAAACAUUAAUGCCGUUUAACAUGGCUUCAAACCUUCUACAUCUUAUAAACUUCAUUAUUAUAUUAUUCUGUAAAUUAGUCUUCAUAAUAAAUUUCAAGUACAGAAGGAAAACCCAAAAGAGUAAUUGUAUUUCUAUGAAAUAUGUAAUCACAAAUACAAAUUUAUAUAUUAGUAAUAAUUAUCUGUUUAUUUAUUUAUUUAUUAUGUAUUGCAAUUCUUAACGUUUACUUUUUUUUUAAUUAUCACAUUUGUUAAUUAUACAUUUUAUAUCAUAAGUCAUUUGCUUAUGAUCGAAGUUGGUUAAAAAUAAUUUCUGGUCUUAUUUUAUUAUAUAUUAUGUUCUACAAAAAAACAAAAAGUUAUUUUUAUUAUUAAUACAAAUUCUUUCCAAUAUUACAUUUUAAAUCGACCAACGACUUAUAAUCGAAUUGGCCUACAUCAUAUUUUUCUGAUGUCGACUUUGGUCAUGUCUUUCUAACUUGAUGUAAUACACAAAUGAGUUUUAUCACACACAACAAUAAUACAUUUUGACUGGGUUUUUUUUUUACUUGUUUGUACGAAGGAGCAAACCAAAUGUACUUACUAUUUAAAUGUAAAAUAUUAUCUAAUGUAAAUAUUUUAGUUUUUGCUAAAUAAAAUUUGCAUAUGCCGUAACAA
Messenger RNA from Adelges cooleyi (spruce gall adelgid), 2974 nucleotides. RefSeq names its product eukaryotic translation initiation factor 3 subunit B (gene eIF3b). Lineage: Eukaryota; Metazoa; Arthropoda; Insecta; Hemiptera; Adelgidae. Gene Ontology annotation, molecular function: translation initiation factor activity; translation initiation factor binding; RNA binding. The record is from RefSeq and is a predicted model, not a curated record. The coding region runs from base 135 to 2204 and encodes 689 amino acids. Gene Ontology annotation, biological process: translational initiation. The transcript has 13 exons. Gene Ontology annotation, cellular component: eukaryotic translation initiation factor 3 complex.